UUUUCGAUCGCCAUGAAGAUUGUUUUAAUUACUCAGGUUGGUAGAAUAUUAUCCUCUUUUGCCAUAAUGUCAACGUCGAAACGUUUGGUCUUGACAGAUUUUGUGUUUCGCGUUUGCUACCAAAGCACCACUAGUUUCGAGAAAGUCUAAGUUAUGUGGGAAUGAACAAUGCGAUGAGGUUUUAUUCAAAGCAAAAGUGAAACGAGAAAUGGGUUCUAACCAUGAAGCAUUUCUAUCGCUUACUCAGGAUGAGUCCAUUGAUGUUACUGCGGUAAAAUUCAGUGAUCGAACUGACUUGAUGGAGGGCGUGCUUAAAGAUGGAAGGCGAGGAAAUUUCUAUAUUAGUGCCAUAGAUAUUGAACCCUAUAUCAAAUUUCUUCGAAAUGCAAUAGAAUAUAAGAAAGAGAUGAUGGAAAUUAGCCAAGAUAGAGCAGAUAUUGGUCCAAAGAAAUUCCUUGAUUUACAUCUCGUGCGAGACUACAAUGUUCAAGCCAGUCGUUAUGCUGAAGAGCAAAACAUUUCUCAACCCGAGCUACUUCCGUUGCCAGACUUGACAGUACCAAAUCUUGGUAGCCAUGGUAAUGAACAUGGGGGCGGAAAUGGACACGGUCAUGGAAUUCUUCAUGGUAGAGAAUGUGAAACAACAGAUGAAAAACUCAAGCCAGUAUCUGUGGAAAAAUUGUCGUCUUCUGACAACCAGAAUUCGGUAAAAUCCGAAGCAGAAUCUAUGAAGGUAAUGCUUAAACAUUGUGAUUCUUGUUAA
This is a messenger RNA of Angiostrongylus costaricensis, 763 nucleotides long. Lineage: Eukaryota; Metazoa; Nematoda; Chromadorea; Rhabditida; Metastrongylidae. The record is from the annotation of a GenBank genome assembly.